This is a messenger RNA of Microplitis mediator, 1227 nucleotides long. RefSeq names its product mediator of RNA polymerase II transcription subunit 30-like. The record is from RefSeq and is a predicted model, not a curated record. Gene Ontology annotation, biological process: positive regulation of DNA-templated transcription. The transcript has 4 exons. Gene Ontology annotation, cellular component: mediator complex. Lineage: Eukaryota; Metazoa; Arthropoda; Insecta; Hymenoptera; Braconidae. Bases 247 to 1194 code for a protein of 315 amino acids. Gene Ontology annotation, molecular function: transcription coregulator activity.
GUGUCUCCUAAAUAAUUAUAGUAUAGAAUUGUUUUCUAUCUACUGUUUUAUUUGUUUACAUUAUGAAAAUGUAAUGAAGAUAAUUGUAAAAUAAAUAAUAUUAUUUUUAAAAAUGUUUUUAUAUUCUCAUAAAAGGAUUUUUUAUGGAUUUAAUACUUGUAGGUAUCAAUGUAUAAAUAUAUAAAAUAUUAUAUUGUUAUUUUUUGAGGUUACGGAGAUUUAAAAAUAAAUAUAAGGAUUAUUGAAAUGGCUGGCCAGCAACCGUCUUUUCCAUCGGGUUUUCCGGCACCUCAACAGCAAGCGAUGAUUAAUCAAUUUGGUGGGGGUCAAAUGGUACCAGAGUUGAUGGGCCCUCAGCAAGGAGGAAUGCCAGCAGGUCUAGUUAAUCCCCAACAGUUUGGGGGAAAUGUUGGUGGCAACGUCGGUGGCGUUGGCCCAAAUCCAAUGGGUAUUCCAACAGCUCAGCAAGUUAUGACCCAACAGCGUCAACAACUGGCCCAACAGACCCUCAUGCAGCAGCAGCUCCAACAAAUUCAACAGCAGCAAAUGCAAAUGCAGCAGCAGCAACAACAGACAGCGCAUGUCCCUCAGAACAGCCAAGCUGCUAAUCAGGUCCAGACACCUCAGACUCCUGUUCCUCAAGUUCAGUCGCAAAUUCAACAGCAGCAGCCUCAACCUCCUCAGCAACCAGCACAGCAGCAGCCUCAGCAACAGCAACAGCAAAAUAAAGAAUAUAAUACUGUUAGUAUAUGUAAAUUAGGACAAGAAACCGUACAAGAUAUUGUCAGUCGUGCCCUUGAAGUUUUUCAAAUUCUAAAAGUUAUUCAUCCUCCAAAUGGCACAUCACAAAGUGCUACUGCAGCAAAUGACAAAAAAAUAAAAUUACAGGAACAAAUAAGAAUGAACACUUUACUUUUAAGACGUUUGAGACUGGUGUACGAUAAAUGCAAUGAAAAUUGUCAGCUGCAGGGUAUGGAGUACACGCAUAUCGAGAGUUUGAUACCGUUGAAAGAAGAGUGGGAUAUGAAGUCUGAGGAAAAGAAAACUUCCGAAGCGUAUCGGCUUGCUUGUGAAGAACGUAAAGAAUUGAUUGAACAAGUAACGGCUAAGAACCGCCACCUCAAAGAAAUAAUAGAUCAUCUGAGACGAAUUAUUUCCGAAAUAAACACCAUGUUACAUAUGCGAAGAUCUUAAAAGUAAAUUUUAUACGUACAUAUAACUUAAAAU